AUGAACAAGGCGACCCGGUGUCUGCUGUUCCUUUUCGUAUUCCACCCACGUGAUGGAAUAUUGGAUCCUCCAUCCUCUCCAUCAGACUCGACCACGUCUACGCCCCCGUCCACCACUCCGUCGCCCCCCUCGACGUCCACCACUCCUCCGUCGACGACCACAACGCCUACUUCGUCUGCCGCUUCGCCCUCAGCGACGCCUUCCACAUCGUCCACAGCAAAGUCAGCCUCAUCGACGACGACGACAUCGCUCACCACUACUGGUACGCCUUCAAAGCCACCUGACACCAGCACAGAUCAAGUCACUUCCGCAAGCACGGGUGCAAAUGGAAGUACUGUCUUCCUCACCUUGACACCCACCUCUAGCGCGCCUGCCUCUACGACUUCUUCGAGCGGUGGCGGCGGCAGCGGCAGUAGCGGCGGGCUUGGCACUGGCUCCAUCAUCGGUCUCUCCGUCGCGGGAGGUGUCGCUGCUAUCGGCAUAAUCUCCUUCUUCGUUUGGAAGUUCACCAGGAAACGCUUCACUGACUUUGACGAUAACGAAGCUAUCAAGUGGCCAGAGUUGAACACUCACGGACAGGACAGUCAUCCGUUACCGACCAACUCCACCGGACGCUCUGGCUUUGGCGCUGAGAGUGCUUCGGACGUGAAUCUGAAUAGGGCGCCUAGUAUUAGCACUGGAUAUGCUCAUUCCAUUGCCACCACUUCCACUCCAGAGCUAUACGGUGCAACCUCAGACCCAUACGCAGUUCCUCCGCUCCCUCACCUAAAUCCUAAUCAGCCUUACCGUGACGAUCCAGGCUACGGCCAAAAUGGAUAUUAUGACCCAUAUAGAGGCCCCAUACCGAAUACCUUCAAUGAUGGGGCCUCAGACGUUGGGCACGGUACGGAGGCAAUUCCAAUGACCCAAAUGUCCCGAACCAGGAGUCCUGCGCCAAAUCUCGCGUAUGACAUGACGGGCCGUGCUUCGCCCUCGUUAACCGCGAAUAGACAUUCUCCCGGGCCACAGGUAGCUUUAGGAUAUGGGAUGGAUGAUAGAUCGAGGAGCCCAUUACCUGGUGCGGUGGUAGGUGGCAGAGCUUCGCCCGCACCUCAGGGUGCUUAUGGGUAUGGUCCGCGGUAG
Molecule: messenger RNA, 1122 nt
Organism: Serpula lacrymans var. lacrymans S7.9
Lineage: Eukaryota; Fungi; Basidiomycota; Agaricomycetes; Boletales; Serpulaceae
Exons: 3
Coding region: 1-1122 (373 amino acids)
Source: RefSeq, a predicted model, not a curated record